Theileria equi strain WA is the source of this 756-nucleotide messenger RNA. Its product is annotated as signal peptide containing protein. The transcript has a single exon. The record is from RefSeq and is a predicted model, not a curated record. NCBI's taxonomy places the organism in Eukaryota, Apicomplexa, Aconoidasida, Piroplasmida, Theileriidae. Bases 1 to 756 code for a protein of 251 amino acids.
AUGUCAAUACAAAAAUUAGUAUUUUCGUUUAUAUUCUUAAUUUUAGCAAACUAUGGUUCUCUGGAAUUCAUUCCUGUAUUUAGAACAAAAGUAGUUUUGAAUAUAGAUCUAUCAUCAGUACUACCAGAACAGGUUACAGUUGAAACAAUAGAUGGUUCUAACACUCUGCAUUAUUCAAUUGAUCCAAUAUUUGAUGAACAUUACAAAAUAGGUGAGAUAAGGAAUUAUGGUGUACUAAUUUCUGAGGAUAGUCCUAUGGCCAUACGAAGGCGCGUAAGUCUGGUUGCUAACAUCUUUGGUAUAAUUUACGUUCAAGUAGAUAAUGUUUAUUGUUCUCCAUAUGGUAUAUUUGAAAAGCAUAUAGAAGAACUUGUAAAAGAACCAGAUGAUAACGCCUAUAAAGCAGUAAAUAGGACUCCUAUAACACUCGAUAUAGAAAAGCUCCCAUAUAAACACCCAUUUAUUAAUGAAAAGGUAGAGAGUUCUGGCGGUACAAGGUAUGCAACACAUGCACUUUUGAGGCCUUAUGUAUCAAUUGGUUUGAUAAAAUAUGGUGAAUAUGUUAUUGAUGACAGGGUAGAUGAUGUUAUGAAUAAAGCUGUGGUGGUUGGAAUGAAUCCUAUGGGGAAGAAAAUGAUUAUUAUAACAACACUCGCAAAAGAUGCAACUUAUUCUACCCUUGUAUAUGAAGUAGUGCAACAGGAGAAUGGCCUACCGUUCACUCUAAGGAGUUACAAUUCUGUAGAGAUAUUUUAG